Molecule: messenger RNA, 3167 nt
Organism: Aquila chrysaetos chrysaetos
Lineage: Eukaryota; Metazoa; Chordata; Aves; Accipitriformes; Accipitridae
Gene: SLC18A2
Product: solute carrier family 18 member A2
Exons: 16
Coding region: 107-1663 (518 amino acids)
Biological process (GO): xenobiotic transport; transmembrane transport; aminergic neurotransmitter loading into synaptic vesicle
Cellular component (GO): terminal bouton; synaptic vesicle membrane
Molecular function (GO): serotonin:sodium:chloride symporter activity; xenobiotic transmembrane transporter activity
Source: RefSeq, a predicted model, not a curated record
CAGCCCAGCCGGCUGGCAGCGUGCGGCCGGAGCGGGGACCACCGCCGGGAGCCGGGAGCCGGGCCGGGCUGCCGGCGGCUGGAGGCAGAGCCGGCGGCCGGGGACGAUGGCUUGGGGCGAGUUCAGCCUCCUCCGCUGGCUGCGGGAGAGCCGGCAGUCCCGGAGACUGAUCCUGCUCAUCGUGUUCAUCGCCUUGCUCCUGGACAACAUGCUGCUGACGGUAGUCGUGCCAAUAAUUCCCAGUUACCUUUACAGCAUCAAACAUGAGAAAAAUGCCACAGAAAUCCAGACUACUAAGCCUAACGUAGUCUCAACAACGAUGGACAAUUUUCAGAGCAUCUUCUCCUACUAUGACAACUCAACGAUGGUUACUGGAAAUGAAACUGAUAAGACACGACCCAGAGAGUUGCAUCAUACUCAGACAGAACAAAUGAUAGUAAAUGUGACUCCUUCCCCGUCUGACUGCCCUAAGGAAGAUAAGGACCUGCUGAAUGAAAAUGUUCAAGUCGGUCUCUUGUUUGCCUCCAAAGCAACAGUGCAGCUAAUCACUAACCCCUUCAUAGGGCCGCUGACAAACAGAAUAGGCUACCAGAUUCCACUGUUUGCUGGCUUCUGCAUCAUGUUUGUGUCAACAAUCAUGUUUGCCUUCUCUGGAAGCUAUACAUUACUGUUUAUUGCCAGGUCCCUUCAAGGAGUGGGUUCCUCUUGUUCGUCAGUGGCAGGAAUGGGUAUGCUUGCCAGUGUAUAUACAGAUGAUGAAGAGAGAGGCAACGCAAUGGGAAUUGCACUAGGAGGCCUUGCUAUGGGAGUAUUAGUGGGCCCACCUUUCGGGAGCAUCAUGUAUGAGUUUGUGGGGAAGAGUUCUCCUUUCCUGGUGCUGGCAGCACUAGCUCUGUUAGACGGAGCUGUUCAAUUAUUUGUUCUGCAGCCAUCCAGAGCACAAGCAGAAAGUCAGAAGGGGACACCGUUACUGACACUUUUGAAGGACCCGUAUAUCAUUAUUGCAGCAGGAUCAAUCUGCUUUGCAAAUAUGGCAAUUGCUAUGCUUGAACCAGCAUUACCGAUCUGGAUGAUGGAGACCAUGUGUUCAAAAAAAUGGCAGCUUGGCGUUGCUUUUAUUCCAGCUAGUAUCUCUUAUCUCAUUGGGACUAAUCUUUUUGGGAUACUCGCACACAAAAUGGGAAGGUGGCUUUGUGCUUUACUCGGGAUGCUAAUCGUGGGAAUAAGUAUUUUAUGCGUACCGUUUGCUAAAAACAUUUAUGGGCUCAUAGCACCAAAUUUUGGAGUUGGAUUUGCCAUUGGAAUGGUGGACUCCUCCAUGAUGCCAAUUAUGGGCUACCUCGUAGAUCUGCGUCAUGUAUCAGUCUAUGGUAGCGUGUACGCAAUAGCUGAUGUUGCCUUUUGCAUGGGCUUCGCCAUAGGUCCCUCUGCUGGUGGUGCCAUUGCAAAGGCCAUUGGAUUUCCAUGGCUCAUGACAAUUAUAGGGAUUGUGGAUAUCCUCUUCGCUCCCCUGUGCUUUUUCCUUCGAAGUCCACCUGCCAAAGAGGAGAAAAUGGCAAUACUCAUGGAUCACAAUUGUCCCGUGAAAACAAAAAUGUACACCCAGAACAACAUCCAGUCCUACCCCAUAGGUGAUGAAGAAGAAUAUGAAAGUGAUGAAUAACAUGAAAAGCCAUAUAACAUAUUUUGGUGUACAAAAUGCAGUGUUUCAUGUGAAACAUCUCAUCCAGAAAUAGGUUUUAGUUGUACUGUACGUUUAAUAGUGAAAUGGUCAAAAAAGCCAAAGGUAUAUUAUCCAUCGCCCAUGGUUAUAAAGCAGACUGCUAACUGCCUUAUAAGGGGGGGAAAAGCUUUUAUAGAGGAUUUGUAUAGUGCUAAUCUUUAUUUUGUGUAUUUAAUUUUAUUGAAUAUUAGACUAUAUUUUUUAUUAAAUGUGUAGUACAAAUCUGUAUAAACAUGUGAAUUUUAACUAUUUGUUUUUUAAAGUCAACUCAUUGACAUACAGUAUUUCAUAUUUUGUUUGGAGUUAUGAGUUACUGUCAAGAGCUUGGGUCUUUCUUACCUAAUUGGAAGAAAAAAAAAAAAAAAGCAAAGCUCAAAGAAAACCUAUCCAAUUUGCCUCCUUUCAAACUGUACCCUUGUAAGUACAUUGAGAGGAGCUGAAGGCUGGAAUUCAGAGCGUGGACAUUGCUACCACUUUUUUGAUCAACGUUAGGUCAUACAUUAGUAAAAUAAAAGGCACAACUUCUUUGCCAAUUUAAAAAAAAUGAGCUCUCCUUGAACCACUCAUGGAAUGUUGGGGAAAACAGUGUUUUAAACAGAUGAGCGUAUUGCUGUUAGUCAGUACUAUUUAAUGAAGUUUUAAUUAGUUAACUAGUUGUGCAAUAUCAAGCUCCUGAAACACACAACACUGGGUAAACAAGUAGGUAUGAAUGUGCACUGUUCCUUUCCCUUAAAGGGAAUAAGGACGGCAUGAAGAUACUUUUUAUAUUUCUAUCUUUUGAACCUUUUAUUUUUAACAUAACUUUAUUUUAGAUGCAUCUUAAAUGACUGGUUAAGAAAAGCUGCAGUAUCACAGUAUUUAGUCUUAGCAUGUACUGAAAGUUAAGCUGAUAACUUAAGCAGUUCAAACAAAAAAAACUUUUACAUGCAUUUGCAUACACAUCUAGAAGUUCGAUAUACAUUUAUUUUUAAAAAAUGAGCUAAAAUAUCACCUUUGCUAAAAAUAAUGAAAAAAAUGACCAGUUUGUUGCCAAUAUCUCUUAACAUUUGGGGACAGAGUCUAAUACAGGUAAAGGACUGUAUUAGGCAGUUCCUAUCUGCACUGAGAAAAAUCAGACUUUGAAAGAAAACAUUUUAAAACAAUCCCGAUGUCCUUAUCAACCGUGUUGUAUCUUUUCAUUUGUAAAAUUAAAAUCUUUAUGUGCCUUCUUUCAUGUAAUUGCAGAUGUUUUAUGUACUGCAGCAUAGAUACUAUGUUUACAUAUAGUUUUGUAAAGCAUAUAUACUAUGGUCAGAAAAUAUAAAAAAAUAUAGUGGAUCGAACUUCAAGUAUUGCUUUGUCAAUAAUUAUACAUUCAGACCACAUUAAAAUAAAGUUAUCUGAAAGAAGUACAUGAUCUAUUGUAAUAAAGUAAAAAUAAUAAAAAAAGAAUCAUCCCCCUCGU